This is a messenger RNA of Strigops habroptila (Kakapo), 3634 nucleotides long. It is a transcript of the gene KLHDC2, whose product is annotated as kelch domain containing 2. Lineage: Eukaryota; Metazoa; Chordata; Aves; Psittaciformes; Psittacidae. The transcript has 14 exons. The record is from RefSeq and is a predicted model, not a curated record. Bases 1411 to 2652 code for a protein of 413 amino acids. Gene Ontology annotation, molecular function: protein binding.
GGCCGGGAGGCUGUUAACGGGUCUGGUAAGUGCGGUGAUGGCGCAUUGCUCGGCACAGCGCGGCUGCUGCUGCGGUAGCGUCCUGUGUUACGGCUAUGUCCCGACAGGUAACAUGUAUCGGGACUGCCGCAGCGCGGGAGGAGACCGUGUCCGGCCGGUGGGACUGUCGUGGGGAACGUGGGUAGCCAGGGCACAGCCGUAGGGCAACUGCAGUGGCUUGUGAGAAUCGUUUCAAGUACGAGACUGAGAAAUGGUUAAAAGCGGGCAGUUGUCCCGUGUGUCUUAGCUUGUAAAAAAUAGGGAAUGCUGAUGGCUGGGGAGGAGUCAGUAAAAAUCCGGUUAACUCGAAGCAGACAGAUUUCAUUGAAGUGUGGCUAAGGCUUUCUAAUUUAAACCAUAAUUAAAGCUGAAAAAUAAACUACCGAGGGAGGUGCAGUGUCUCCAUCAUCAGAGCAGUUCAAAUUAAACGAAAAUCUGUCGGGAGCAGUGUAGGUGUCAAGGAUUUUCUGCGAGUGGAGAACUUGAUAGUCUCAUUAAAGGCAUUUCCACUUCUCUUGCUUUGUCUGGUUGCACAAAACCAUUACUUUGGACUGUCCAACUUCCCUGAUCUUUUGAUCUGUGUCUGAAAAAUCUUUGUGUGGUGAUGGUUUCAGCUCACAGCUGCAGGAAUGCUAAAGCAGAUGGGGACUUGGGAGCACUCGUAAGUGGAAAGUGACUUUGGCUUUUUAGGGGUCCCCCUGCUCCAUUGCAGGCUGAGCGUGCAGGCAGCUCCCAGGAUGACCUGGCAGGGAUGACCAGCAUCUCCUGGCUUGAUUCCUCCCAGAGCCGGGGCUUUGAAUUACCAGCAGGCUGGUGACGGUGUGGCCCUGGGGCUCCUCACGUGCCAGAGCCCUGGCGUGUCGGCUGCUUCUACCCCUAAGCUGCACAGUGCUCAGGAAGCCACAGGCUGAGUGCACAUAGCCAUUGUCUUUCCAGGCUCUGGGUUUGGUCUUCUGCAUGCUGGCGUGAUUUUGACCAGGGGGGUUUGUUUUGUGUUGGGUUUUUUUCAGCAUAGGUGGUAUGUCCUGCAUUCAGCAGCUAUGGGAAGGUUUGUGUGUGGGACACUUGGCUUGAGCAGCCCAAAAGGACUUUGCCUUAAAAGCUGCAGGAGUUUUUACUUUUGUGAAAACCAUAUUGUAGGCAAGGUUUUCAAAUUUAUUCUGGUGUGGGUUGGUUAUUUUAGUCAUUGACUAAUGAAUUUAUAGAUAAGUGUGUUUUUAAAAACCAGAUAGAGACCUUGGCUCAAAUUGGCAACUGAAACUGUUAUAAAUUACACACAACUGAGGAACCCCCAUCUGAAACUUUUUUGACUGGCAGGAUGACUUCUACCACCAAAACGUCAUUGUGAAAGAAACAGCACACCGUAUCGAGAUGGCUGAUGAUAACGAAGACCUGCAGGCGGAUGAAGAACUUCCGGCUCCAGCUGAGGACAGCUUUGAGCAGCUGGAGAACGACAGUCCUGCUGAGCGCAGUGGGCACGUGGCAGUCACUGAUGGGCGCUGCAUGUAUGUCUGGGGAGGCUAUAAGAAUGCCCAAGUUAGGGGAUUUUAUGACUUCUAUCUGCCUAGAGAUGAAAUAUGGAUCUACAACAUGGAAACUGGAAGAUGGAAGAAGAGUAAAACAGAGGGAGAUGUUCCUCCUUCCAUGUCUGGAAGUUGUGCCGUGUGUGUAGACAGAGUGGUGUACCUCUUUGGAGGACAUCACGCACGUGGCAACACAAACAAGUUCUACAUGUUAAAUUCCAGAUCCACGGACAAAGUGCUGCAGUGGGUCAGAGUAGAUUGUCAGGGGGUACCCCCUUCAUCAAAGGACAAACUUGGCGUUUGGGUUUACAAAAACAAGCUAAUAUUUUUUGGAGGCUAUGGUUAUUUUCCUGAAGGGAAACAACGGGGAACUUUUGAAUUUGAUGAAACCUCUUUUUGGAAUUCAGGUCUUCCUAGAGGGUGGAAUGACCAUGUGCAUGUUCUGGACACUGAAACUUUUACUUGGAGCCAGCCUAUAACUACGGGUAAAACUCCAUCACCACGCGCAGCUCACGCCUGUGCUACAGUUGGGAACAGAGGCUAUGUGUUUGGUGGCAGAUACAGGGAAUCCAGAAUGAAUGAUCUUUACUAUCUGAAUUUGGACACGUGGGAGUGGAAUGAAAUAAUCACACAAGGCAUUUGCCCAGUUGGCCGAUCAUGGCAUUCUUUAACACCAAUUUCCUCGGAUCACCUCUUUCUCUUUGGAGGAUUCACCACUGACAAGCAGCCGUUAAGGUUUUGCUUGUUUUCAGGUGAUGCUUGGAUUUAUUGCAUCAGCAAGAAUGAGUGGGUACAGUUUGAGCAUAACUACUCUGAAAAACCAAGGUUGUGGCAUACUGCUUGUGCAAGUGAAGAGGGAGAGGUGAUCAUCUUUGGGGGCUGUGCCAACAACUUACUUGCCCACUCAAAAGCUGCUCACAGUAAUGAAAUACUUGUGUUUUCCCUACAACCAAGAUCUCUCGUAAGGCUGUGCCUCGAAGCAGUGAUUUGCUUUAAGGAGAUGCUGGCCAGUUCCUGGAAUUGCCUCCCCAAGCACUUGCUGCACAGCGUCAACCAGCGGUUUGGCAGCAACAACACCUCGGGCUCCUGAGCCCUCUGCAGAUGUUGCCGACCAAGCUGUGUGUGGAUGAGCAGCUCGAAGAUGUAAUAAUUCUACCAAGUGUGGCAAACAUUAAACUUGUAUAGAUUAAGUAUCUAUCUUGAAGUGUUUUGUGUAUUGUCAUAGAUAGUUGCUUCUUACCUUUUAAGUUGCAUGUGAAUGGCCUAGAGAGAACCUAUUUUUGUGUAAAGAUGUUUGCAAUAAAUGUAUUUAAUGGAAGUGGAGAUGUACCCUGUGCUUAAGCUAAAACUAGUUCUGGGUUUGUCCACUUGAAGUACGUUUGAGGGCCAGGCCCAAGCGAGAAGAUGGGGUGUGCGCAUGUGGAAAUACUUGUUACAGGGUCCCUAGUUAGGGACCCAAGGACUCCACUGGUUGUGCAGGAAGUUCUGAGGCACACCCUGACUGGUGAAGAGGAGUGUUGCUUUAGUCUAGGCUGAAGAUUGCAGUCCUGGCUUAGUCUACAGUGUUAGGAAACUGCUUAAUAUUUUUGCCACAAAUGCUUAAAGUCAGAGAAAUGGAAUUUGGAAAUUGUGUGUUGUCAGAGUUGAUAAACUGUCAUAAACCUUGAGAUGUUAAAGCACCACUACUAUGCUUGGUUGUAGUUUGGUAUUUUUGGAACUCUUUGUUGUGGAACUUCAGUUGUGAACCUUAGGUAGCAGAUAUUCUGCCCUGAGAAGUGUAAAGCUUGAAGUGAAAGCGCUUGAGCCCGUUACUGGCUGCAGCAGUGACCUGUGGAGCUCACCUACAGCUGGGACAGCCCGACAGACUUCAGCUGUGCAGAGGGACACUGGAAGUGGCUGUGGAGUGGGGUCAGCGCCUGCCUUCACCAACGCUGUUCUGUCUGUCAGCAGCUCCAGGAGGUGAUGGGGGAACAAGGAACAGGCUGUGCUGCUGCGGGGAAGGGGAAGGAUUGCAAUCAUGUUUAAUCUGUCCUCAAAAAAAAUUAAAACCUUUGACUUGUAGAACAAAGUAA